AUGGACAACCAUAAUCUUUCUUAUCUUAGAGAAGCCGGGAGGAAGCUUCCCAGAUUUCUUUUCCGUGGCGUCACACACGAGUCUGGCGGUGAGGAAUUUAACGAACUGGUCAACAAUGCAACUGCAAUAACCCCUCAUGCUUUCCUGGAGAAUUUCACACGACCCGAAUCGAUGCACAAUGUGAAGUUUAUGGACUGGUCUGCGUUUACUCUGGCCGCCCAAGCCCAUGUCUCAGGCAUGAGGACCACAUCAUUCGAGACCCCCUUCAGCUCUUGGUCUGCGAACCUCCAGACAGCGGUAGAUUUUGCGACCAGAUACGACAACGGGGGCGGGCGGUUGGCAAGUCCCCCUGGGGCCAUUGCCGUCCUUGAUACGGCUGUUUUUCUGUCAGACGCAGAGAGGCCCUUCCGUAUCUUCCACAUGCCCGACAUUGGCCCGAAUAUUCCCUGCGAGUACCUCGUCUACGGCUGCGUGGACGGACCAGCGUACCGAGUUGUGUUGGUGACCGACAUACGGGCUAAGCUCAAUUGUGCCACCUGGCCAUCUUGCGAGGCUCGGCCGCCAAUGCGCCACCCUGUGGCGAUUGACGACAUUAUUGAUGCUAUGAGAAUGGCAAAUUUGUUCUGCUUAGACGGAAUGCCAAACCUCGACAUUGCUCUGGCUGUGACCGCUGCAGAAAUAUCUCGCCAGCAAUGGACAUCUCCUCCUCCCCAGCCAUCCCCUAAUCUCGCAGAAGAGAGGAUAGAGCUGGUGUGGACGCCGGAAGAUCUCUCGAUAGUCUUCUGCGUACUGCUUAGGUUUGGUAUCCACGAGAUCCGGCCACUGUUGCUUCCGCUCGCGAACCCAGAAACUCCGGCCAGGGGCUUUCCUCAACUGCAUCUCAUGAUUGAUCUUUUGGACAAAAUUCAGGAUGCCAUCCAGAUGCUGACAGGCAAUUUCGAUCAGGGCUUUAGCGAGCAUUUCGAACAGCGAGUCAACCACUUCCACAGAUCAGAUGAGUUCAUCACAGAGUGGAGGGCCAACAUGUACAGGCAUCGCUGCGACUCGGCAAGAGACUCGGAUAUCAUCAUGCAGGAUGUCAGUAUUGCCGGGCCAACACAGCCAGCCCCUGAGCUCCUGACGCCAACCAGGUGGGAAGCUUAG
Diaporthe amygdali is the source of this 1143-nucleotide messenger RNA. RefSeq lists its product as uncharacterized. The transcript has 2 exons. Lineage: Eukaryota; Fungi; Ascomycota; Sordariomycetes; Diaporthales; Diaporthaceae. The coding region runs from base 1 to 1143 and encodes 380 amino acids. The record is from RefSeq and is a predicted model, not a curated record.